AUGAGUAUAUCUGAUAUAUUUGGUGAAUUACAAUGGAAUUCUACACCAAUGUCAAAUCGUACAUUGACUAGAUCAUCAAUGAGUGAUAGUCCAACUUUAAAUUCAAUAAUAAAUGGACAUAAUCCUACUGAAACUAUUAAUGGAUUCCAAGAGGAAUCGACCAUUGUAUCACAGAAAACAACAUCAAUGCCUGUAGUACAAAGACAAAAACAAUGGACAAUAGAUGCAGCGGGUGUACCCCAUUUUCUAUGUGUACUUUCCAAGAAAAAUCAUCUUCUUUUUGCUUGUGAUAAAUUUGGUUCUAUUGAUUUAUAUCAACUUGAUAGUAAUGAACCGAGUACUAGUCCUCGUCAUUUACGACAAUUUGAACUUUUUCCUGGAAAUACGACUAAUCCACAACCACAAAUUAUUGAAACAUUUACUGUUUAUACACCAUUUAUUGUAGUUGCAGCUCAUUUAAAUGAUCAAGCUGAUACAAGUUCAAUAUAUUUUUUUGAUCAUCGUGGUUUAAAACAAGCUGAUACAUGUUUACAAAAUUUUCCUGUUCGACAACUUUCAGCUGAUGUUAGUUUUAAAUGUUUAUGGGGUAUUGAUCGUCAUCAACAUGCAGUUUAUUAUAAUCAAUUACCAAUGAAUGUUCAACAAAUUCCAACUUACAUAGAACAUCGUGAAGAAUUUAUUAAAUUUAAUCGGAGUUUUGAACCAAUAAGAAUAGCUCAAAAUCAAACAUCUAUUGCUAUUGUUGAACGUAAUUCUCAAUGUGCACACAUAUUCAAUAAACAAACAAAAAAACAAAUAGAUGAAAUUGAAAAUUUAUUACGUACAAAAGGAAUAUUUCGUUUAUGGAAUGUUCUACUUCGUGAUGAUAAUUCAAUGGUACUUAAAUUGGAUGAAGAUUUACCUCCCAAUAGUCGACCACCUUCAAUAAACCAUCUUGUUCUGGAACUUGAUCCUAAAGGUAAACCUAUAUCACAAAUUGAACGAACAUCUGUUUAUGGUCUUGCUAUUGGUCCAAAUCAAGAAAUUUUACUUGGUUGUAAAAGACAUCAACAGAAUGGAUUAAUUGAAUGUUAUAUUUAA
Rotaria sp. Silwood1 is the source of this 1080-nucleotide messenger RNA. NCBI's taxonomy places the organism in Eukaryota, Metazoa, Rotifera, Eurotatoria, Philodinida, Philodinidae. The record is from the annotation of a GenBank genome assembly.